Molecule: messenger RNA, 1545 nt
Organism: Entelurus aequoreus (snake pipefish)
Lineage: Eukaryota; Metazoa; Chordata; Actinopteri; Syngnathiformes; Syngnathidae
Gene: pax1a
Product: paired box 1a
Biological process (GO): regulation of transcription by RNA polymerase II; anatomical structure development
Molecular function (GO): RNA polymerase II cis-regulatory region sequence-specific DNA binding; DNA-binding transcription factor activity, RNA polymerase II-specific
Source: RefSeq, a predicted model, not a curated record
ACCGGGAUAACUUCAAUUUGCGUUUAUCGGAUGAAGAUCGCUUUAAAAAAAGAUAGGUAAAGGAAGAAGCGGGUACUUUUUUCUUUUUUUUUUUUUUCUUUUUUUUUUACGGCUUGGACUAUUUGUGUGCGCUUUAAUUUAUACACUUCCACGGAACGUCAAGGCAAAUGGAGCAAACCUACGGAGAGGUGAACCAACUGGGCGGCGUGUUCGUCAACGGAAGACCCCUGCCCAACGCCAUCCGACUGAGAAUCGUGGAGCUGGCCCAGCUGGGGAUUCGACCCUGCGACAUAAGCCGCCAGCUGCGCGUCUCCCACGGCUGCGUGAGCAAGAUCCUAGCCCGCUACAACGAGACGGGCUCCAUCCUACCGGGCGCCAUCGGAGGCAGCAAGCCGCGCGUCACGACGCCCAACGUGGUGAAAAACAUCAGGGAAUACAAACAAAACGACCCCGGGAUCUUUGCGUGGGAGAUCCGGGACCGGCUGCUGGCGGACGGGGUGUGCGAUAAGUACAACGUGCCCUCCGUCAGCUCCAUCAGCAGGAUUUUACGCAACAAGAUCGGGAAUCUCUCCCAGCCGAACCAGUACGAAGGCGGCAAGCAAGGCGCGGCUCAGGCGGGCCUUCCGUACAACCACAUUUAUCCUUACUCCUACUCCAACUCCAUGUCGCCCGCCGCCGCCAAGAUGGCCUCCCCGGCCGGGAUGCCGGUGACCGCGGGACACGUGAGCAUCUCCAGGGCUUGGCCCUCUGCGCACACCGUCAGCAACAUCCUCGGCAUCAGAGCCUUCAUGGACCCCGCGGCAAUUGCUGGGACAGAGGCAUAUCCCACCAAAAUGGAGGAAUGGAGCAGCGUCAACAGAGCAGCUUUCCUGCAGCUCACACGGGUCAACGGCAUCGACAAAUCAGCCAUUGAUGCUGACAUAAAAUAUGCACAGCCCUCGUCCACGCUGUCCAGCUAUGUCUCGGCGUGCGCGUAUUCCCCCACCAACCAGUACGGGGUGUACAGCGGCCCAGCGGGGGGUUAUGUGGCCCCGGGCCACCACCACUGGCAGCCGCAGAGCCCCGUCCUGUCUCACCCGGGCAGUAGCAUGAGCAUGCACGCCGGGGAGAUCCACUCAUCCAUGGCCUUUAAGCACCAUGCCCGAGAAGGAGAAAGAAAAGUUCCCUGCAGUCCGCUGAGCAAGCAUCAUCAGCAACAUGAAGACUUGAACAGUGUGCAUGGACUAAGUCUCCCUACCUCAUCAUCAUAACCAGGACUUUUACCAGCUUACCCUUUGACUUACCUGAACUAUUUCCAACGCCAGUAAGUCUGAAUCCAAUCAAACAUAGACAGGCCUCACGUCUGUGGAUGCAACCAAGCCCAAAUGGGCUUUUUUUUAAAAACAUUUUUUAAUGAAUGUAAGCUUGUAUGGUUGCAUCGGUGCUCCCCUCCUCUAUACCAUAUAUGUUGUCAUGAAAAAACAAAAUCUGCACGUCCAGUUUGUCAUUGUUUUAAAAAGUAGCUGUUUUAUUUCUGCAGUGUGCGUGUGUUUGUGUGUGUGUGUG